UUAUACUUGAGUAAACCUUUUAUUUGGGUGUGACUAUAUUAUAUUUAAACUGGUGUAACUAUAUUAUAUUGCAGUCGCUUAUUGUAGAUUUUCAAAUUUAAAUCUGAACGGUUUGAAGCUAGAUUGCAGUUGAUAGCCUUUGCCACAUUGCUAAAACCUUGUCCUUAUUAGUAUUGAUGCUUGGGGAAACUGGUAUUGGAGUUGAUGGGGCAUUAAUAUUAACUGAGUCACUGUUCAAUGGGACUGAAGAUCUUGUAAAACUUGACUUAUCUUAUUGUGGAGUGACAUUUAUUUAUGUUCUCAAACUAAGCACUGAUUCAUCUAUGAUUUGUGGCAUUCUUGAGCUGAACCUUUCAGGAAAUCCUAUUAUGCAAGAGGGUAGCAAUGUGUUAUCGUCAAUGCUUUCAAAUUCGCAUUGUUGUCUGAAAGUUUUGGUCCUUCAGAGGUGUGAGCUUGGAGUUGCUGGAGUUCUUCGAAUCAGGUUCACACACUAGGCCAAUUUAGUACUCAAUAUACUAGCCCUUAGAAAUGAACUUAUGAAUUGUUGGUUUGAUAUUUUAAGCAGGUAAUAAUUUUCUUGAGGAGCUCAAUCUUGCUGAUAAUGCCAAUCUUAGUAUAUCUGAAUCUUCUCC
Molecule: messenger RNA, 632 nt
Organism: Prunus avium (sweet cherry)
Lineage: Eukaryota; Viridiplantae; Streptophyta; Magnoliopsida; Rosales; Rosaceae
Source: RefSeq, a predicted model, not a curated record